AUGGCGCAAUACGGCUACGGACAAAACCCGCAAUACGGCGCAGGAAAUGCGCAAAACCUCCAAUUCUACCCGUCCUCAUUUUCGAACCAACCAGUAUCUGGCCAUUCCACACCGUUUCAGGCAAACUACGGCGCACCGGCGAGUCAAGCGUAUCCCGCACAGUAUGGCGCGGGGUUCGCUGCACCAGGUGUGAGCGGGCAGAUGGGCAUGGGUGUGUCGGGGCUGCGGACGGGGUGGCUGGCAGCUUUUGGCACAGAAGGAUAUGAUGGAGAGCCGCCGCUACUGGAAGAGUUGGGAGUGAACUUCAGGCAUAUACAGAUGAAGACGUUGGCUGUGCUGAAUCCGUUCGGUCGGAUCGAUCAACAUAUUAUGGACGACAGCGAUGUGGCAGGGCCGAUACUUUUCUUCUUGAUCUUUGGGACGUCGUUACUGUUGUCUGGAAAGCUUCAUUUCGGUUACAUCUACGGCCUGGCGUUCGUUGGCACGAUCCUUCUCCACCAGAUCCUCUCGCUCAUGUCCCCGCCUGUCGUCGAAGCGGCACCAGGAGACCACGGUCACCCACAUGGCUCACAUCUCGGCUCCUCGUUAACGUUCCCACGAUCAGCAUCGGUGCUCGGAUACUGUCUGCUCCCUCUCGUUCUGGUAUCGAUGUUUGGAAUCAUUGUGCCGCUUGACGGGCUAUUUGGAUACCUUCUGACCAGCCUGGCCAUCACAUGGUGUUCCUACAGCUCCAGUUCCAUGUUCACCGUUGUUGGGCGCAUGACUUCCAUGCGGGGACUGGUAGCGUACCCCAUGGUUCUGUUCUAUGGUAGUUUUGGUAUCAUGGCUAUCUUCAGCUCGCGGGGCACUGGUCAGUUGGCGGCGAAGGCGGCAGGAUCAUAG
Alternaria triticimaculans is the source of this 882-nucleotide messenger RNA. RefSeq lists its product as uncharacterized. The record is from RefSeq and is a predicted model, not a curated record. NCBI's taxonomy places the organism in Eukaryota, Fungi, Ascomycota, Dothideomycetes, Pleosporales, Pleosporaceae. Bases 1 to 882 code for a protein of 293 amino acids. Gene Ontology annotation, biological process: vesicle fusion with Golgi apparatus; endoplasmic reticulum to Golgi vesicle-mediated transport. The transcript has 4 exons. Gene Ontology annotation, cellular component: trans-Golgi network; membrane.